AUGCCGAACGGGUCGGAAUAUCGGGUCCUGAAACAAGAGAACAAGAGAGAAGCGAAAUUGAUGGAAGAAGGAGACGACGCAAGGAGAGAAGCAGCCAUAGCUGCGUCAGAGUGUCUGCAGCCCAAUUUUGUGCCCAAAUCGAAACAAAUUACCUCCGCCCACCUCUCCAAGUUACGGGAACUUCAUCGGAGGCGGUUACAGAUAAAAUCGAAAUCACAAACUAAAAAGAAAGUCAAGGGAAAUGGAAAGUCCAAUGAGAAAUCUGUUAAUGUGGGAAGAUUAGCAACUUCAUCCGAUCCGGACAACUCAAGCGUUUCUGGCAGUUGCUCUUCUCUCAAGGGAGAAAGUCCAUCAAUACCUCCUGCUUCGACUCCGAAGCGAAUGAAGCUACACUGGGGACUUGAUACCAAGGAGAGAUGGGAGAUGAAAGCCAACAUGUAG
Messenger RNA from Oldenlandia corymbosa var. corymbosa, 441 nucleotides. The record is from the annotation of a GenBank genome assembly. Lineage: Eukaryota; Viridiplantae; Streptophyta; Magnoliopsida; Gentianales; Rubiaceae.